GGACCAACACACAGACACAUACACACAGGCACACGUUACACGUGUGUGUGUGUCAUGCGCAGAGCGCAUUUUGGUAGUGGCAGCAAAAGAGACUCCACUUAAGAGUGAGUUAAGAGAGAGAGAGAACUGUUUUGGCCAUGGCCUUCUCGCGCCACAACAUCGAAAAGCGCCGACUCAUCGAGCUAGUUCGCCUCAAUCCCAUACUCUGGGACUGCCGCCUGCCCCACUACAAGCGCUCCGACAAAAAGAAGGCCAUCAAAUGGAACGAACUCGGACGCAUGUUCAACGUGAACGGGGAGCGAGUGCAGCGCACCUUCACAUCGCUCCGAGAGAUCUUCAGGCGGGAGCUGAAUCACGAGAAGAUGCUGGGCACCACGCGAUUCAAGUCCAAAUGGGAAUACUACGAUGCCAUGGCAUUUCUCAAGGAGGUCAUCAGGGAGCGCAAAUCUCGUGAACGCAUCAAGAACACUUCAGUGGAGUCUGCCGGCAACAACAACAACAACACAAACAAUACUAGCAACAACAACAAUACAAAUAUCAGCAGCAACAACAACAACAACAAUACAAGUAGCAACAGCAACAGCAAUAACAACAACAAUAGUGUGGUUCACGAUGAAUACCAAUAUUUUGCGCCCAGCGAUCCAAACAAUCCCAACAAUCAGCCAUUGAAAGCGAAUAUCGCAGCAGUUCCUCAGGCGCCGCCAAUCCUGCCCAGCAUUAGCCAGUUGCCCGUCGGGCUGCAGCAGCAGGCGCAGCACCUGCAGGCGCUCCAGCUGCAGCCGGACGUGACAUUGACAUCGCUGCAGAAGACGACGCCAGCCAUAGUUCUGCCCCUGUCGGUUGCACCAAUGCCGGCCACAUCGCCCGCUGCGGUGCAGCUGUACAGCAGUUCGCGUUCCUGCAGCAGCUCACCCUCCAUUUACAUCAAGGACGAGCCAGACUCGCCAGACGAGGCGGGCAGUCGGUCGGCGUUCAAGUCGCGCCAGAAACUGGCCACCAUACGACCGCAGACCAAGCAGCAGCUGAAGGAACGCCUACGGGUGGCCAAAGGGGGCGGCGGCAGCGGGCUUUAUGCAACGCCACCGCCGCAUCUGAUAAUCAGUACCAACAACGAGCUGAUCGACGUGGAUGCUGGUGACUUGGAGGAUGACGACGACGACGAUCUGGAGUACGACGAUGAUGACGAUGACGAUGAUAACCGGACGGCGUGUCCGCCCAAUGCCGGCGUUAAUAUGCUCGGCACCGACGGUCAACUCUCGCCUGGCAGCAGCUUCACUGGCGCCGGCGCGACAAGUGCGCGCCAUCAGCCUGGUCCCCGGGAGCUGCUCUACAUUAAAUUUGGUGACUUUCUUGCCGCACGACUGAAUACCCUGCACGAAACGGUAGCCAAUGAGCUGAUGAACAAGAUCCUACUGCUAAUUGCCGAGAAGUGAAGAGUGGAGUUUGCAGUUCGCCAAGUGAAUCGAGGGAUAUAAUCCGUUCUAGCUGUGUUAGCGACGGUUGCGUUGAACUGAAGCAAGCUGCAAUCGUCGAUUGUGGGCGUGGCUAAAUGUUAUGUAAUCUCGCUACAGCGUUUUGCAAUAAAUGAGUCUGUAUAUGUGCCAUAGAA
Molecule: messenger RNA, 1609 nt
Organism: Drosophila montana
Lineage: Eukaryota; Metazoa; Arthropoda; Insecta; Diptera; Drosophilidae
Product: myb-like protein AA
Exons: 3
Coding region: 138-1433 (431 amino acids)
Biological process (GO): regulation of transcription by RNA polymerase II
Cellular component (GO): nucleus; transcription regulator complex
Source: RefSeq, a predicted model, not a curated record